GACAAAACACACCUCCCUACCCUUUCCCAUGCACCAUGCACCAUUCACCAUUCACUUGUGCUCCUGCCUGUAGUAGUCCAUCCCGCUGCCGUACUCCCACGCCUCCAGCAGCCGACGCAGAUAAUACGCCUGCCGCUGCGGCAGGGCAGACGGCACAUCCAGCCGCCUCAGGAUCUCGCCCACGGUGAGGUGCAUGAGUGUGUAGAGGCCCGUCAUGAGGAAGUGGUACACCCACACGACCAGCACGUCGAUGCCCACCAGUUGGAUCGUCUGUAUGAUCGAAAGAAAGAGAAAGGGAAAGAUGCGCGGGGAGGGGAGGGGAGGGGACGGGGCUGGGUGUGACGUGCGUACGUUGGGAAUGAUGGCGGGGUUCUUCCACCCGGUGGCAAGCAGCGCCCUCAGCAAAGGGACGAACUGAUACGAGUCCUGUUGGCACACACACACGCACACACCGAUGCAUACGAGCCCUGCAUAUAUCUUCUCGUUCGCUGACGAGGAGGAAAGGCCUCAGUGUAGCGUCUCCCAUGUCAUUGAGUGUCCUGAAUGUCUCUGCCAGCAGCCGGACGGGGCCCUCAUCGCUGUACCCCUCCCACGCCCGACCGUUGCGCACAGGCACACCCAUGUUCCUCUGGAACAGCCAGGCAGUGCGCAGAUUCGGCUGAGCGACACACACACACACACACAUUGAUUGAUCAGCGACAUCCGUGGUCGUUGUGGUGUGAUGCGUUCCUCUCUCCCUCCCUCGCUCCAUCCCUCUCGCUCUCUCUCUCUCUUUCUCACUUGGUAGGGCAUCAGGGCAGCCAGGUCACUGCACACAACAUGCCGACACAACUCCAUCCAUCCAUCCCAUAGACAUGUGUGUCCAUCGUGUGUGCAGUGCAUCUGACUGACCUCUUGCUGAGUGCGUCAGCCCUGAGGGCUUCAUCGAGCCCGUUGGUGAUUCUCGACAGAUGCCGGAUCAGCGCCGCGAGGCCGCCGAACGACAGAGGGGACUGCUGGCCGCUGGCGUCACCCACUGCUAUAACGCGGUCAAAGCCAGGCUUGAGCGGGCUGUUCUGGUAGGACUGGAAGAGGCCAAACACCACACGGAGAAACUCCAAGUCAUCCAAUUUCACGCCCUGACGGACACAACACAGACCCAUGGGAGGCACGGCAUCGGUGAACGGGGUGGGGGUGCUGUUCGUACCUGGUAUUUGGGCAGCAGUGUCCAGUAGUCCUCGAACAGCGUCUCGAGCGACGGACGCGACGCAUCCGCAUCGCAAUACGUAAACUAUGGACCAAGCAAGCCACCAUACAUACCACCACAUCACAGCACAAUACAACGCCCAGUGAGAGGUGUGCUGUGCUGUGCCCCUUUCCUGCUGCUUGUGCUUGCCCACCAUGUAUGUGGUUCUGUCUGUCGGCCCCGACCCGGCCGGGAAGGCCUCCCAGAAAUACUGCACACGGGAGGGGCCCUCCCCACGCCUAUACAGGGGUGUGUCAGAGUAGAUGAGAUCGCCCCGGACAUUCUUGUCCUCGGGGUAGCCGCGCGCACACGAACCUAUGCAUGGAUGUGACAUACACAGUCAGUCAGUCAGUUGAUGGAGGCAUUCAACCUCCGGGUCUGUGCGUCGACCGAUCGAUCCAUGCUCACCGACAACGAGGCAGAUGCCAUCCGGCUUCUGGCCUCUAAACGGACACAAAAUGGAGCAGACGUGGUCAUCCAGCCUUGGCGCGCGAGGGUGUGAUAUUGUGUCACUCACUUCCUGAGCUGCCGUGAAAUGGGCGAGUUGAACCCCAUGCAAUCGACGACCAGCCGACUCGUCACACUCACAGGCGACUCACUCCCGACCGGCUGAACCAGCAGCGACGCACCAUCUGCACACACGACGCGACGGCACGACAUGCACCGGAUGAACGCACCACGGGCGUGUAUUCACUCAUUCAGCCUAUCGGAUCCGUGUCUGACUUGCCUGGGUGGACAGUGACGCCUUUGAGUCGGUGGUUCUCGAGCACAGUGCCGCCGGCCUCCUCGAAUCGUUUCCUCACGACGGCGAGCAGCUUGAGCGGCUGCACACCCGCAUUCAACACACCCUCGACAUCCGUCUCAAAACCUGCAUCACUCCCACCACCACCAAGGGGUGAGUGCGCGACGAUGGUAGACAGAAAACAGCCAUGUGUGCGUACAGACCUUGUUGGUCCUCUUCAGAUGUCUUGAAUCCGCACCGCAUCGGUCCGAACUGCGACGUGACGACCUCAGCGAUGUCCUCCGGCUGCAGAAUGGCCGGGGUCGUAACUAACUCCUCUACCUCUUUGACGCUGAUGUUCCACUCCUGCGGCCGCCCCUGCAGCAACCCGCCCUCAAUCACCGCCACCCUGUAGCCCAUCUUCUGCAAUGCCGUCGCCGCAAAGACACCCAGCGUCCCGCCACACACAGCCACGUCAUAGUCAUGCUGUGGCGCGACAGAGAGGGGCUUGGACGAUUCCGUGACGAACGGGGCGCCCAUCGGCUGCUUGGCCAGCUCUCCUUUCCGCAGCUUCUCCCAUAUGCCGUCCAGCCGCUUCAGUCCCUCAUAUGUGGACGACCCUCCCGCGCCUGUGGAUUGGACAUUAUCGGGCAACGAGGCGAAGAUCUGCUCUGUCAAUGAGGGGUGGUCUGCAGCGGCUGUCUUCUGCUGUGUGUCUUGUUGCUGUUGCUGCAGCAGCUGAGUGCUCCGAAGCGCCGUCAGCGGCCGCCUUGACGUGAGUAGUGGUGGCUUGAUGAAGGCAGAUGCAGAUGCAGCGGAUAGAGAAAGCACCAGAAGGACGGCAAGCAGAGGCAGAUCUGACCUCCGACAUGACGGUACCAUGCUUGAAGGCAACAACUUACGAAUCAAGAAAAAGUCAAGCCAAGAAAGCGAAGGAAAAC
Vitrella brassicaformis is the source of this 2887-nucleotide messenger RNA. The record is from the annotation of a GenBank genome assembly. Lineage: Eukaryota; Vitrellaceae.